AAAAACAAUUGGUCGAAGUGCUCUGGUUUUGAAACUAUUUUUAAAACUACUCGGUAGCGGCUUUUGAAACGGCGCUAUCAGAGAAGCGUCAGUUCGACUAACACUAUUGAUUGGCUUGCGUGGCAAUAAUGUCCACACAAGCAAUUAGCGCUUUCUCAGAUAGCGCUAGGGCUUUAUAUAUGCUCUUUCAAAAGACGCUUCGUUACUUCUCUCAUCUUUCCUCUGCGUUAGGGCUUGGCAAUCUCAGCUCUCCUCCCUGCGAACUCACCGUCGCCGAAUCCGGCCUCUCUUAAUCACCCCUGACUAUGGACUUGGACGUUGACUUGCUGCAUAGUGCUGACCCAGGGCCCAUAGAUGGGUCGAUACUUGUUUUACAACAGCAGCACCGCUCCCAGAAAGUUUGGGAUGCUGAUCGCACACAGCCGGAUGAUUGUGAAAGCAUGAGAAUUCGUCGGGUCGAGUCACGGAUACGUAAGAGAAAACAGCCGUCACCCGCUAUCAUGGACUUGAUACACCGUGCCUGCUUAGAGGGACUUUGUUCAGUGCCUUUCUUGUCCUUGGAUUGGGCUCUGAUUACGGCUCUUGUUGAGCGAUGGCAUCUUGAGACGCACACUUUCCACAUGCGUCCAGGCGAGUUGACAAUCACUCUACAGGAUGUCGAGAUUUUGUUAGGCAUACCUGUCAACGGGCGACCAGCGACUGGCACUACAUUGAUCGAUCCUGAUGAUUUGUGCCUUCGUCUUUUGGGUGAAGCUCCUGGGGAACGUUAUAAGAAAGGGGGGAAGGUGAAGUUGAAAUGGUUACGUGAUAGGUUUAACGGCAUUACAAGAAUUUACGAGGUGCGAACUCCAUUGAAUCCAACAAGUCCAUACAAAGGAAACCACAGGCACACAGUAGAUUUCAAUGCACAGACAUGCACUUGCAACAAGAUGCAACAAUGGCGAAUGCCGUGCUCGCAUGUGAUUGCAGUGUGUAACAGAAUGGCCAUGGACCCUAGUCGAUUCUUUGGCGAUGUUUGGAGGCUUGCCUCAAACAUAGCCAUUUAUAGCUCUAAAACGUUUUUACCACUGCGUGACAAACCGCAUUGGCCUCCCUACGAAGGGCCACUAAUUUAUCCUAAUGAAGAACGUCUUAGGGGUCGAGGACGUCCACAAGUAAAUCGAUUUCGAAAUGAGAUGGAUAUGAUGGAUGAAUGGCUUGAGGGGCAACCAUCACAGAAACAGUCUUGUAGCUUGUGUGGUGGACAUGGGCAUAACAAGCGAAAAUGUUCAAAGAGGGGAGAAGCGUCAUCUUCAGCAGCAAAUAUAUAACUUGUAAUGUUUAAAACUAUGCAUCUGCUUAACUUUUCAAUUGCUAAAAUGGAUCUGUAACUUGUAAUUUUCAGUUUUUAUUUUAUUUCAUGGAAGUUGUUAAUGAAGUACUAUUGUUAGAACUAUGUAAUGCAAAGUUAUGAUGGUUAUUAAUUUUGUAGCGCUUGAGUGUUCGAUUGUUAAAUUGCCUAUUAAAAUAACAAAAUUAGUAUCACAUAAUUGAAGGGAAGUUAACAUUAUAAUGAGAAUAUAUGAAAUAAAUUUGAGAAACUAAACUAUAUUUAACAAGUGAUAAUUAGAAAUUUUAUUUUGAAUGCUGUACGAAUUUAUUAAGACUGAAAAAUACAAUAGGAAAUAAAGGCUAAAAAAAGUUAUAUGAAGAUGGUUGAAAAAGCUGAAUCAUAUGAGGCUCAAAAAGGCAUUUCAUGAAUGCUAAACGGUUUUGACCGAUCGAAAGAGGUAGCAUUAGUUGAGAUGACGCUACUUCAUUGAGUAGCGCUUGUUCAAAUAGCGCUACCGAUUGGCUAGCGCUAUUUAAAAUAGCGCUAGUCCAGUCCACCGUGGCAUCGGGACAACGCCACAUGGCAUAUAGCGCCAAUUGGAGUAGCGCUAGUUGGGUAGCGCCACUUGAAGUGACGCUACCGACUAGUUUUAAAAAUAGUUUGAAAAUCAGAGUAGUUCGACCAAUUGUUUAAAAAAAAGGAUUACUUUCAUAAAA
Molecule: messenger RNA, 2028 nt
Organism: Rhododendron vialii
Lineage: Eukaryota; Viridiplantae; Streptophyta; Magnoliopsida; Ericales; Ericaceae
Product: serine/threonine-protein phosphatase 7 long form homolog
Exons: 4
Coding region: 306-1310 (334 amino acids)
Biological process (GO): meristem development; meristem maintenance
Molecular function (GO): zinc ion binding
Source: RefSeq, a predicted model, not a curated record